This is a messenger RNA of Micromonas pusilla CCMP1545, 984 nucleotides long. RefSeq lists its product as uncharacterized. Lineage: Eukaryota; Viridiplantae; Chlorophyta; Mamiellophyceae; Mamiellales; Mamiellaceae. The transcript has a single exon. Bases 1 to 984 code for a protein of 327 amino acids. The record is from RefSeq and is a predicted model, not a curated record.
AUGGGCGACGGGCGCACCACCGCGCGCGUCAGCCCGUACGCGCGGAAGCCCGUCUACAGGCUCACGACGACGAUGGGGAAGCAAACGCUGUCGACGCGAAAGACGUCGUUCGGCGACGGCGUCCCGUUCGGGAAGGGCACGCGAGACGCGUUCGAUAAGGUGUACCUCAGCGCGGAGCACGCGAAGUGCACGCCGUCGAACUUAUCGCCGGGGCCGGCGUACACCCUGAGCGGGUGCAUCGGCGAGGUGAUCGACGCGAGGUAUCCGACGAUGCCGAGCCCGAAAUUCCCGUCGAGCGACCGAAACAAGCUCGGGACGACGCGCGACUCGAUGCACGUCCUCGACCCGUGCGCGAAGAAGGGCAUCUCGCCGCCGGGACCCGGGAAGUACGAGCUCGCUCCCGCGGUCGGCGCGCAGGUGGACUCCACGAAACACUCGCGCCCGCGCCACAGCUUGCCGCGGUCGACGCGCGAGCAGGCGCAGGGGCUCUACGACGCGGCGACGUCGAAAUAUAACUCGGCGGGGAACGCGUGGUCGCCCGCGGCGAAGUACGCGACCGUCUCCUCCGUCGGCCCGCAGCCUGAGAGCGUCAAGCGGACGGCGCCCGCGGCCGCGUUCGCGAAGGGCGGGCGGUGGAGCUCGGACAAAAACGCGGCGCAGCGCCCGGGCCCGGACAGGUACACGCUCCCGUCGGGAGGCGUCGGAAAACAAACCGCCGACUACGGCGCGACGAAGAAGGUCACCGAGCCGACGGCGAUCUUCGGGACGCUGAAGCGGGACCAGAGGGAUAAGGUCAUGGGCGGGACCGUGGGGAUGUUGAGUCCGGGGCCGUGCGGGUCGCACGCGACGCCGAGGAGCUGCGUCGGGCGGCAGAGCAGCAGCAGGGAGCCGACGUCGCCGACGGUGAAAUUCGGGACGUCGACGCGGGAACCGAAGCUCGAGGUCGGGUCCACGGGGCCGGGGCCGGGGGCGUACAACGUGUGA